This is a messenger RNA of Penicillium verhagenii, 231 nucleotides long. RefSeq lists its product as uncharacterized. The transcript has a single exon. The record is from RefSeq and is a predicted model, not a curated record. Lineage: Eukaryota; Fungi; Ascomycota; Eurotiomycetes; Eurotiales; Aspergillaceae. The coding region runs from base 1 to 231 and encodes 76 amino acids.
AUGGCGACCUUAGCAGCCUCGAUAUUCUUGUACGCGGUGAUGAUAUUGUUGGUAUUAUUGAUUGGGAAACUGCUGGUUGGUAUCCAUCCUUAUUGGGAAUACACCACUGCCUACCAAGUCAACCCACAAAACUCUUUCUGGGUCAACGAGAUUGACAAAUUCCUGCAACAAAUGCCCGAAGAGGAGCUGGCGAUGGAACGGAUCCGUCAAAAAUACUUUGGAGAUGUCUGA